Messenger RNA from Penicillium riverlandense, 900 nucleotides. RefSeq lists its product as uncharacterized. The record is from RefSeq and is a predicted model, not a curated record. Bases 1 to 900 code for a protein of 299 amino acids. Lineage: Eukaryota; Fungi; Ascomycota; Eurotiomycetes; Eurotiales; Aspergillaceae. The transcript has 2 exons.
AUGCCUUCCUUUUUAAGUCUACCGCAGGAAAUCCGGGAGUCUAUUCUUGAAGAAGUCUUACGAACCUGUCAUCCACCGCCGGCUUAUCCAUCAACGUCAGGCAGAAUCGACUUCUAUGAUAUUGAUUACCAGGCUUGGCGCAGCAAAGCGAAAAUCUACCAUGAGCAGCGCAGCUCGCACUGCCCAUCCAAUUGUCUCCCUCUUCUUCUGGCCAAUCGUCAAAUACACGACGAAACCCAAUCCGUCCUCAAUCGCAAAAAAUUCACAUAUGUUCUGGACAUCUCCGUUUUGAAUGACUACGAUGUGUUCCCGACUUGGGUAUCUGUGCCGUUCCUCACGAAUCGCAUAUACGCACUAGCUGCCGAUGUGCGCCUUUUUGGCAUCCCAUCGUCAGAAUUCGAGGAUCGAGAUAUAACCGUUGAGAUCCUUACUCUUGACUUCCAGUCAGCCGAGUCUGUGCUUCCGUUUCCCCCGGACAGCAUCCAUUAUUAUGCAUGGCAAAAUCAACAUUUCGCUUCUGACUUGAUCUUUGACGAAAGCGAUAGUCCGAAUGAACUUGAGAAGUACCGGACGCGACCAGAGUGGCCCGCCAGAUAUUUUUUAUCAGAGAUCUAUAAUCUUCUGGCUAUGUCAUACCACACUGCAUCAUAUGGGAAGAUCCUCUUUGAGAGAAUUGGAACCAUCCUCAUCAUCUGGUUUGAAAGUUUGACUGAGAUCGACCUCGCUAGUAGAUUAGCUGCGCUGCACUUUACUAACCCGCAAGAUACCUUUGGCGACGUGUGGCCCGAAGAUCGCCUUUCUACGUUCUGGAAGUGGAAAAAACAAACUCUUACUCGUAGAGAGGAGCUAGGCUUUCCGGUUGUGUGGCCUGAUGAUCGGGAAUUGAAAGACUUGCUGUGA